AUAUAUAUUUUUUUUUUCUCUCAAAAUAUAUAAUUUCAAGAAUAUCAUAUAUAGUAGUAAAUCUCAGUGUCUACUCAAAAUUUUGAAAAAGCCAAAGUCUUUGGAGAUUUUUCAGCAAGAACAAGAAACACCCUUUGAGUAUUCAUAGCUAAAAAGUUUUUGGAAGGAUUGAAAAGAGACAAAAGAUGAGGAAUUCUGUCUCUGAGCAUAGUUUUUACAUAGAAAGUGAUGAAGAGGAUGAUCAUCAGGAGAAGCAUUUGGAUAAAUCUGAAAAUGGAGAUGGAAAUGAGUCUGAUUCUUCAAAUUACUCUAAUGAUGAUGAUGAUGAUAAUCAUAAUGAUCGGCUCGAGAGCAAGCCUAGCUCUUAUAACCCUGCUUGGCCUCAGAGUUAUAGGCAAUCUAUGGACAUAUACAGUAGUGUUCCCUCACCAAGUCUUACCUUCCUUGGAACACCUUCGUUAACACGUUUAGGCAGCUCAUUUCUUGCCUCAUCACUCACAAGGAGACACACUCCUGAAGUGUUACCCUCUCUUCAUAAGCCUCUCAUAUCACAAGCAGAAGAGGAUCAACCACCACAGCGGCGUAGCUCUCAUACUUUACUGCCUCCUCUUCCAUCAAGGAGAUCUGCCAUUAAGAAAUUUCCUGAUGAGAAAUCGGUGGCACAUGAAUUACCAGUUUCCCGUCAAAGUUCCUAUGGCCAAGGCGUCCUAAACGGUAUUAAUGUUCUUUGUGGAGUAGGAAUCCUUUCUACACCUUAUGCUGUGAAAGAAGGUGGAUGGGCAGGGCUUUCUAUAUUGUUCAUCUUCGGUGUGCUUUCGUACUAUACUGGCAUUCUCCUGAGAUACUGCUUAGACAGCCAACCAGGGCUUGAAACUUACCCGGAUAUUGGUCAGGCUGCAUUUGGUACAGUUGGAAGAAUUAUCAUAUCAAUAAUUUUGUACGUGGAGUUAUAUUCCUGUUGUGUUGAAUACAUAAUUUUGGAGGGAGAUAACCUAUCGGCUUUAUUUCCAAAUGCACAUUUGAAUUUAGGAGGCUGCCAAUUAGAUGCAAGGCAUCUCUUUGCUUUGGUAACCACCUUAGCUGUUCUUCCUACCGUUUGGCUGCGAGACCUCACUGUUCUUAGUUACAUAUCAGCUGGAGGAGUUAUUGCUUCUGUGAUGGUUGUCAUUUGCUUGUACUGGCUUGGUUUAGUCGAUCACGUGGGCACUCAAAGCACAGAAACUGUUCUGAAUCUUUCUAGUCUUCCUGUUGCUAUUGGACUUUAUGGAUAUUGUUACUCCGGGCAUGCAGUGUUUCCCAAUAUAUACACAUCACUGGAGAAACGUAGCCAAUUCCCUGCUGUCCUCUUUACCAGUUUCGCUAUUGUGACUGUGUUGUAUGCCGGAGCAGCUGUGAUGGGAUACAUGAUGUUUGGGGACUCAGCUCAAUCCCAGUUCACUCUAAACUUACCAACAGAUUUAGUUGCCUCCAAGAUUGCUUUUUGGACCACGAUCGUUAAUCCAUUCACAAAAUAUGCAUUGACCAUGGCCCCUGUGGCUAUGAGUUUAGAGGAGUUGAUACCAUCGAACCACACCAAAUCGCACAUGUACAGUAUCCUCAUUAGAACAGCACUGGUUAUGUCCACAUUAUUCGUGGCUCUCAAAAUUCCAUUUUUCGCAUUUGUGAUGGCGUUGAUCGGAUCAUUUUUCACCAUGCUCGUUACACUGAUUCUACCUUGUGCUUGCUUCUUGAGAAUUUUGAAGGGAAAAAUAAGCCCCAUUCAGGUAGUAACAUGUAUACUUAUCAUCAUAAUAGGCAGCAUAUCAGCAGUUAUUGGAUCUUACUCAGCUCUCUCCAAAAUCAUCCACAGUUUAUGAGUGAAGAAAAUUGGCAAUAUAAACACAAUGGCCAUUAUAGAUGUUUUCAAGUCUUAGAUUUAACAAAAUUUCAUUUUCUGUGUGUUGUACUAUUAAUCUCAGGCUUGUGAUUUUAAUGCAAUCAUCUUUUUGUCUUUUAGAGAAGAAACUUUUAUGUCAUAUUGAUUGCAUGUUACUCAA
Solanum pennellii is the source of this 2036-nucleotide messenger RNA. RefSeq names its product amino acid transporter AVT1C. The record is from RefSeq and is a predicted model, not a curated record. The transcript is spliced from 12 exons. Gene Ontology annotation, cellular component: plasma membrane. Bases 186 to 1856 code for a protein of 556 amino acids. Lineage: Eukaryota; Viridiplantae; Streptophyta; Magnoliopsida; Solanales; Solanaceae.